UGACUUCAAAUCAUGUCAAUUGAGAAAGGGAAGAAGGGAAUUAUGUAUUGUUAGUUGUCACACGUUGGCCUUUAUUUCUCAACUAAUCGUGACCAUCUGUUGACUCUUAACACACAAUAUCGGUUAACGACACUUGAAGUGUUCGCGCGGAAGAUUUGUCUCGACUUUUUCUCAUUCUUUUCCUCUAUUUUUGGUAAAUUUUAUUCAAAGUGAACAUCAUGACAAUAGAUAGAGGCUUUUUAAAUGUGUUGAUACUGAGUUGGGGAUUUAUGCUGGUAUUUACCGCGUUUCAGACAAUGGGAAAUAUCGAGAAAACAGUGCUGCAAAGUAUUAACGAGGAUGAUCCGAAUUUCACCGGCGAGGCCUACACUAGCUUAGCGAUAAUCUAUGCCGUGUUCGCCACGUGCAAUUGGUUAGCGCCGUCGUACAUUUCGAUGACAGGGCCGAGGAUCGCUAUAUUGACCGGCGCUUGUUGCUACGUCCUUUUCAUAGGAUCUUUCCUCUGGCCUCAAAACGUUCUGCUCUAUGCUGCUUCCUGUAUCCUAGGUCUGGGAGCUGCUUUGAUAUGGACUGGACACGGACAAUACCUAACGGAAAACAGCGACUCGGACACAAUGUCCAGAAACGCUGGUAUAUUCUGGGCGAUUUUUCAGUGCUCCAUGUUUGCUGGCAACCUUUUCGUCUACUUCAUGUUUACCGAUUCUAAGAUCAAUGCGACGACUAGGAGACUCGUUUUCGGUGUGCUCACCGGAUUAGCUAUUCUCGGCACGUGUUUACUGGCUACCUUGAGAAGGAUAUCGAAUAGCCUAGUUUUAGGCGAAGCAGAAGGUGUCUCCAGCGCUGACAAAGAACUUCGCAUACCAGAACCUGCAAGGAAGAAACCGUUGUUGGCUGCCUGGCAUGCUUUAACCGAUGCGAUCGAUCUUUUUAUUACAAAAAAGAUACUUCUGCUAUCUUCCAUGUUUGUGUAUACUGGACUGGUGUUGACGUUUUAUUCGGGCGUCUACUCGUCCAGUAUCGGAUUCACCAAAGCAAUGGGUGAUUCGCGUAAGAGUCUGAUUGGUCUUUCUGGAAUUUUCAUUGGAAUCGGAGAAGUGGUUGGCGGAGCUCUCUUUGGCAUCUUUGGCUCGAAGGUAUCUCGUAUCUGUGGCGUGUGGUCGGUGGUGCUUACCGGGUUCUGCGCACAUUUAUUCGCUUUCGUUUCCAUUUUCUUGAAUCUACCGAACGACUCGCCAUUCGCAGAUACCGAUAGCAUAGGAUAUAUCACUCCCUCGCCAGUUUUGGCAAUGGCUGGAAGUCUCGCUCUGGGUUUUGGAGAUGCCUGUUUCAAUACCCAGGUCUAUUCGUUAUUAGGCAUAUUAUUUCCACAACGAAGUGCACCAGCUUUCGCACUGUUUAAAUUUUGCCAAUCGGUCGCGGCUGCGGUAAGUUUCGCUUACAGUAAUGUCGUUUAUCUCCAUGUACAGCUCCUAAUCUUAACGAUAACGAUCGUUAUUGGUACUACUACUUUCUGUUUCGUUGAGUAUAGCACAAGAAGGGAAAGAGAGAGUAGUCAAUCGGAGAGCGACGUGUCGAGCGAGUAACCUAUUUAAGGACCAACGUUGCGUUAACGUAACAUUUCAUUUAUAAUCUUAUCAUGAUUUAAUUAAUUAAUUCGCAUUAUCUAAUUUUAUCGAAUUUACAUUAUGAUUAUGAAAUUCUAAAAAUUUAUUGGGUGUUUUUAUCUUUAGCAUUUCUUCUUUCGCCUAAAUUUAAUAAUAUUGCCAAUUUUAAAAAAAGUUGAACUUCUGAACAUUAUAGAACUUGUUUGAUGUACCUUUUCUCUAAUAAUGUUGCGUUUACGCAACUUUUACACGUUAUCUCAUUGUUUGGUUCUGAAUGGAUUACAAAUAGAGAAAAAAUAGAACGAUGGAAGCUUAAAAAAUGCUCAAGCAAAUGAAUUUAUUUUAUUGUUAUGAGAAGAGUGGUAACAAUGAUAUAUUAUUUUAUAAAAAUAGAUAGUUAAGACUAAAGAUUUUGUUAUAUAUAUAUAUACGCAUACAUAUGUAUUAGAUUGGAGCGUAUGAAUGUCGUUUUUUUCAAGUUUGAAUUUCGCGCGCUAAUACCACGCAUUCAAUUCUGUCCCAUUAUUAGUUAUCAACCACGUUAAAGAAGGAAUUUAUUAUAUAAGUCAGGAGUAUUCAAUGUAAAGAUUUUCUUGCGAAAUUUAAAUUUGGAAAAAGUAGUGGUGUUGGAAGCAUAAAGAUUUCUGGAAAUCUAAAUAUAGAAUUUGGGGGAAGACUAAAGAUUUUUCCAAUUCCACGUAAGCAAUUUUUUAAUGCGUAAAUUAUUUCAAAGGAAUUUAUAAACCGAGGAAAUUAUAUCAGCUCUAUUUGUAGACUUUUUGAAUUCUAUAAUUGACUAAUUCCAAAAUUGUUAUGAAUCAGAAGUAAUGACAAAAAUUAGUUAGUUUUCAAAAAGCAUAUCAAACGAUAUUGAAAUUACUAUGAUCAAAUACGAUACAUAUGAAGAAACUACGUACAACUAAAGCUUUAUUGUAUGAAACGGCAUUUAAUAUGCAUUGAUCCAACGUUAACAAUUUUUGCUGCUACUGACGCAACAUUGCGUCGCUUUAACUACAUAUUUAAAUAACGCUGUUCAUUUAACUGUUGCGUUUUUGUUUUUACGAGCUUUAACGAAAGACUUAGAAAGACAAAAACAAUAAUGAACAGUGUGUUAACAGAUAUCACCUAAAAUAAAGACAUUUCUGACGACAACUGUGUAAUUUCAGAGGUAGAGAAACUAUAUUUUUGUAGCAGCGAAUGUGUUAAGCCUUAAACAAAAAUGAAUAACGAGAUAAGAAUAUUGACGAAUCGUGUAAUUCCAAUGUUUCAGUACCAUUUCGUAAAAGACUGCGUUUCUAUUAAUUAUUUUAUGAUAGUUACCAACUAAGAAACAUUGAAACGAAAUAGAUUAUAAAUUUUUGUUGUAUAUUUUGUUACUACCGUCGAAUAGUAAUUUUGCACUUGUAAAAUAAUUCCAAGUAAUUCUACUAGAUUCUGGAAGUUCGUGGCAUUUUCGAAAAAGCAUCACAUCUCUUUAUCUAUAUAUAUAUAUAUAUUAAAGAUAAAUUUAUUUUUUUUAUGAAUCUUGUUAUUUGUAAGUCUAUUUUUAAUAGUGAAUAUUAUCAUAAUUAUAGGAAAGGAUUAUGAUGGUAGAAAGAGUAUUUAAGAACUUCACGUCUAUAUUAGGGGUAGAAAAUAUAUUUAAUCUAUGUUUGCAAUUAAGAUGCAGAAAAUAUGAAACGAGUAUCAAAUAACCCCAGUCAAUGCAAUAUCUUUUUUAUACCGUUUGCAUAAUAAUUCGUGCUGUUGUAAGAUAUAUAGUAUCACUAUAAAACUAUGAUUGUUAUUAUAUGAAUUUGCAGUUACAGAUUUUGAUAAAGCUUUUAGAUGAUCGAACAUUUUGUUUAAACAAGUUUAUAUAUAUUUUAUAGAUAUAUUUUAUUUCCGGUAAUCGAAGUUAGGAGAAAGAUUCUGUUGUAAAGAGAUUAGGAUUGUGAAAUGUUAUAAUGUAAGAUGAUAUAGACAUUGUUUGAACUGAGUAUAAAGCGAAAAUAGCUAUAUUUUUUUAAAAAGAUUAGUGAUAAAGAGAGCACUGUGCUUCCGUGUGAAUAAAUAGCACGAACUUCCAUUGACGUAAAUGUCUUAUAAUUUGUAUUUAUAUUAUACAUUGAUACAUGUAUUGAUAUAUGUUCAAUGGAAUAGAGUUCUCGCAGUUUUGAAAUGUGGUAAGACUGUAAUAUGCAAAGUUAGUUCAUUACAUUCUCGAUAACUGCGACAGUAAACGGUUUUCUAUCGAUAUUUUAAAAAACGUUGAAGAAAUGAUAUUUUCUAGUAUUUACAGCAAUAGUAUGAAAAAUAAUAAAAACAUGUAUUAUCGAUUAUGUACAUAUGUAUGUACGUUAAUAUACGAACAAAAUAAUUUUGAACUUAUUUUUCAUGGUGUCGAAGGAAAUAGUCAAUGAUAUUGUACUUUGUAUGAAAAUAUUCUGUACAUAGGAAUAACCUGUUAACUUUGAGAUUAAUUUAAGACAUAAUCCUACCGUUUGGUGUAUGUACCGUUUAGAUAUAGAAUAAGUACAUUUUUGUCUAUUAAUAAAAUUCGUCUAUUCUCGUUGAUCAAUUUCUGUCAAUUUUUAAAAUCUAUGUAAAUGUCAAUGUUCACAAAAUAUAUAGAAAAUUUAUUCAGGUUUCAAACCGUUCUUAGUUAAAGUAUUAUUGUAAAUAUAUUACGACCAAAUUUGUAAAUAUAUGUAAUUUGAAUUGCAAUAUAUGAUACAGAAAGCAUAA
This is a messenger RNA of Bombus pascuorum, 4331 nucleotides long. RefSeq names its product UNC93-like protein MFSD11. Bases 219 to 1583 code for a protein of 454 amino acids. Lineage: Eukaryota; Metazoa; Arthropoda; Insecta; Hymenoptera; Apidae. The record is from RefSeq and is a predicted model, not a curated record. The transcript has 2 exons.